ACGCCCACGUAGAUUGUUGGGGCUGGAGAAUUCGCGGCGAUGGCGACGACGACUCGGUGUUGGAAGGGAGCGCAGUGAAGCUGGCCUCGGCUCGGAUAUGACUAAUUUCUAUUUGAUUGGGGUCGGUUUGCUGCUCAGUAAUUGCACGGGCUUCGGAUGAAUUUUUAGCUCCUGACUCCUCGACACUCCUUUGGCUGAUUUCCAUGUCUCACCUGUGAGAAUUUCCAAGUAGGACCAUCAGCACUGCUUCUCGACUAUUUCUGAUUGUCUGUGACUGAUCCAGUUCCUCAUUGGGUGACCUGCACUCCUUCACUGGGGCCAUGGAGGAGGAGGGGCAGCAGAGCUUGGAGUGUAUCCAGGCCAAUCAGAUCUUCCCCAAGAAGUCCCCCGUCCUGGAGGAGGAAAACAUGCAGGUGCCCUUUCAACAGCUGCAUGGGGAGUUCUCAGAGUACGUGGGGAGAGCGGAGGAUGCCAUCAUCGCAAUGUCCAACUACCGCCUACACAUUAAGUUCAAAGAGUCUGUUGUGAACAGCUGUUGUUGUGAGGUGUCAGUUCCUCUUCAGCUCAUCGAGAGUGUGGAGUGUCGGGAUAUGUUCCAGCUUCACGUCACCUGUAAGGACUGCAAAGUCGUCAGGUGUCAGUUCUCCACCUUUGAACAGUGUCAGGAAUGGCUGAAACGCCUGAACGUAGUGGUGCGCCCUCCCUCUCGCUUAGAGGACCUCUUCUCCUUUGCCUUCCAUGCCUGGUGCAUGGAGGUGUACGCUGGUGAGAAGGAGCAGCACGGAGAGCUGUGCAGACCAGGUGAACACGUGACCUCUUGGUUCAAGAAUGAGGUGGAGAGGAUGGGCUUUGACACUCAAAACGCCUGGAGGAUAUCUGACAUCAACAGCAAGUUCAGACUUUGCCCAAGCUAUCCUCAGCAACUCCUAGUGCCAGCAUGGAUCACUGACAAGGAGCUGGAAAAUGUGGCAGCCUUCCGCUCCUGGAAGAGGUUUCCUGCUGUGGUUUAUAGACACCUGAGCACAGGAGCUGUGAUUGCGCGCUGUGGCCAGCCAGAGGUCAGCUGGUGGGGCUGGAGGAACGCGGAUGACGAGCACCUGGUUCAGUCCAUCGCCAAGGCCUGCGCCGUGGACAGCAGCUCCCACAAACACCUUUCCAACGGCAGCUAUACCAAUGGCUCAGACCUGCCUGAUACUGAUUUUGAAUCCUCCAUGACCAACAGCUCAGAGGUGGAGACCCUGGCGACCCAGCCCCACAAGUUACUGAUCCUGGAUGCACGGUCUUAUGCUGCUGCCGUAGCUAACAGAGCGAAGGGGGGAGGCUGUGAGUGCCCAGAGUACUAUCCCAACUGUGAGGUGGUGUUCAUGGGAAUGGCCAACAUCCACUCCAUACGCAAGAGUUUCCAGUCACUACGUUUCCUCUGCACUCAGAUGCCCGAUCCAGCCAACUGGCUUUCUGCACUGGAGAGCACCAAGUGGCUGCAGCACCUGUCCCUGCUGCUGAAGGCGGCUCUGCUGGUGGUCAAUGCUGUGGACAGAGACCACAGGCCUGUCCUGGUGCACUGCUCGGAUGGCUGGGACCGCACACCUCAGAUCGUUGCUUUGUCCAAGCUGCUGCUGGACCCUUACUACCGCACUAUUGAGGGCUUCCAGGUUUUAGUGGAGACAGAAUGGCUGGACUUUGGCCACAAGUUUGCUGACCGCUGUGGCCACGGAGAAAAUUCAGAGGACUUGAAUGAACGCUGCCCUGUCUUCCUGCAGUGGCUGGACUGUGUUCACCAGCUGCAGAGGCAAUUCCCUUGCUCCUUUGAGUUUAAUGAGGCCUUCCUGGUGAAACUGGUGCAGCACACCUACUCCUGUCUCUUUGGUACCUUCCUGUGCAACAGCGGCAAGGAGAGAGAGGAUCGCCACGUUCAGGAGAGGACCUGCUCUGUGUGGUCACUGCUGAGACCGGCCAACCGCACACUGAGGAACAUGCUGUACUCUUCACACUCUGAGACUGUUCUCCACCCAGUGUGUCAUGUGAGGAACCUGAUGCUGUGGACGGCGGUUUAUUUGCCCAGCUCGUCUCCCACCACACCCUCCGAUGACUCCUGCGCCCCGUACCCUGUGCCUGGUGCCAACCCAGAAGAUGCGCCCCUGGGCAGGCGUACGAAGACCCGCUCUUUCGACAACUUGCCCAGUGCAUGUGAACUGGGAAGCUCACUGGCACCCAACCGCCGCUCCAGUGACCCGAGCCUCAAUGAGAAGUGGCAGGACCUCCGGCGUUCUCUGGAGUUAAACAUGGCAGUGGGCCCAGAUGGAGGCGGGAACCAGGAUCAAGAGGUUCUCCCUAACGGAGCAGGGCCAUAUCCAGACGGAGGGGACUCUGAACUGGACGAUAGCCCACAGCCCCAUGGACCACAGGCUGAGCUCAGACAAGAAGCCUCUGUGAACUCAGCAAAUGAGGAUACGGAGGAGGUGGAGCUCUCUGUGGCAGUGUGUGUGGCUGAGGGCCAAAUGGAGAACAUUCUUCAGGAAGCCACAAAGGAGGAGGCAGGAGCUGAUGUUCAGAGAGAUGGAAGUGAGGCAGUCUCUCAUGUCGUUAAUAGUAAUGACACAAAGGUGGAGGCAGAAGCAAAGGCUGAGGAUGAGCGUCCGUUUAUGAAGGUGAAUGGGACUGAGACACAGAAAGAAAUACUUGCAAAUGGUCACCAUCCAGACAAUGGUGUGAUGGAGGCUGAGGAGGAUGGUGACUCACCCCCCCUGUCUACACAAAAGGAAGAAGAACUGGAUCAACAAGCACCUGAGGUGGCUCAGACACCAGAAGACCCAGUGAAGCAGAAUGUAGAGGACUUGUCUACACAUGGACCCAGUGAGUCCAGCUCCGUUGAGCCAGAGCAGCCUGCAGCCCAUAGAACUAUAACAAACGGCUUUGUGGACAGGUCACCUGAAGAGCCAGGCCCGGAUGAGGAGACCUGUCCUGAAUCUGAAACUGACCAUGGAGUUAGUGAGUCAGUGGAGCAGGUGGAUAAGAGGGCCUCGCUGAUGGAAAGCUCCACAGAGACUUUAACCGAAGAGGCCUGCAGCAGGUUGGAGCCCCCCUCGCAACCGCCUGUUAGCCUGAACCGUCAGCCCUGCAACGAUGGCAGGAGCCAACUUCCUUGCUCCAAGAAAGAGAAAGGACUGGAGACAGUUGAGCACAGCUUAAACAGAACUUUAAACGGGGGCAUCAAGAGACCCUCUGUCAGUGCCUUUCAGUCUGUGAGUUCUGACCUUAGCAGGGAGGGGCUCUGUAAUGGGGACAACUCUGAGUGGGAGCCCUGUGGGGUAGUACCUCACUACGUCAAAGUGAAUGGGGAGCGGACCCCUCUGAGUCGACAGGUGUCCCUAGCAAGCUGCAACUCCUUGAUCCUCCACCCACGCGGCAGCUGCUCUCAGCACCGCUGCUGCCACACCAUGUUGAGCCGGGCCGCCAUCAGCCCGGAGCAGCCGUCCCGUAGCCACCUGGAUGACGAUGGACUGACCCUGCACACAGAUGCCAUCCAGCAAAGGUUGAGGCAGAUUGAGGCGGGGCACCAGAUGGAGGUGGAGACUCUAAAGAAACAGGUGCAGGAGCUGUGGAGCCGACUGGAGAAUCAGCAGCACAUUGGAUCCCACAGGAUCAAUGGAGACAUGGGAGACGAAGUGACCUCGAUGACAGACUCUGAGUGCAACCUGGACCCAAACUGUUUGUCGCGCUGCAGCACAGAGCUGUUCUCUGAGGCCAGCUGGGAGCAGGUGGACAAGCAGGACACUGAGGUGACUCGCUGGUACCCUGAUCAUUUGGCAGCCCAGUGUUACGGCUGUGAGAGCAGGUUCUGGCUCGCCACCAGGAAGCAUCACUGCAGUGGCAGGGAGCCUGUCCAGGAGGUCUGGAACUGUGGGAACGUGUUCUGCGCCAGCUGUUGCGAUCAGAAGAUCCCAGUGCCAAGCCAGCAGCUGUUUGAGCCCACACGCGUCUGUAAGACCUGCUACAGCGGCCUCCAGCUCAGCUCGGCCCCCCUGGACCUGGAGCUGGAGAAACCCAUCACAGCCAGCUCCAACUGAGGCUCGGAGGCCCGGGAUGAGUGGAGUCUAGCAGAGCUGCCAGCCACUGACACGGACGCCCUGCUGAGGAGCACGGGAGCUACACCGAAUGUCCCAUGUACUCUGUGUGUGUGUGUGUGUGUGCGUGUGUGUGUGUGCGUGUGCGUGUGCGCUGCAGAUGCGGAGUUCAAUGUGUAUAUACAGAGGACGACGGAGGAGCCGAAUGAUUGGCGAGUGCUCUGAAUGAUGGCUCUGCACGGGAGUGGCUGGUGUGUGUGAGAGGAAAUCUCUUUGGCCACUCGGAGGGUUUGUGGCAGCACUCCGUGGCCUGAGGAGCGAGAAUGGACAUCCUGGUGCCUUGGACCAGGCAGGCAGAGCGGGACGUCUCACUGUGUUCUCUGAAGCCUCUCAGAGGACUUCUCAUCAGACCUCUGAGCACCAUCAUCUCCCAGCCGGGACUCUUCUCCGGAGGAUGUGAGAUCAGAAACGACGAGGAAAAACGUCCUGGCAAUCACAAGAUGCUCCCUCCGCUUAUAACAACUGUUGUUUAGGAAGGAGCUUAAAGGGUUAGUUCACUCAAAUCACCAAAAAACCUGACCAUCCAUCUCAGUUUAUCUGCUGCCUCGUACAUCAGGGCUUCAACUGUUACUUUAUUCAAGUCGUGUGUCAUUUAGUUUAUGACAGUAGUGGAGUUAGAGACAGGUCAGAGCUCUGGAAAGUAACAUUUAAAGUAACAUGCAGAGGUUUAGUGUUGCCUUUACAGACAGAUGUGGGACUUUCAAAACUCUAGUAGAAUGCAUGAUCCUACAUUUCCCAUAAUGCACCUUUGACUGUUCAGUAACACGCCUCUUUUCCGAGUCCUUUCUCUUCCUAUCUGAUGACUGUUGCUGCCUUCAAAUGGAUCUCGGAGCCAACAAGGCUAUAAGUUACAGAAAUACAGGAAACGUCAUACAGAAAAGAUUAGGCCGUUGGGAAUGUCGACCAUUUUCCCAGACAUGAUAAUAUGAUUAAAAUAGUAAUAGCCUCAACCUCCAAAAAUGUCCAGUUAUGAACGGGUGCUGUACGGCCCUUUGCCCUUUGAAGACAGCAAGUGAUUUUUAUCACUUUAUAACUCAGUACAGUAUUUAUAAAAUCCUCCCUUUAAAGAAUCACUGUGGAGAGUCGGCCUUUUGUGUUCUGGGUGAACAGACCCUUUAACUUCAUGUGGACUGAAUCUCAAUUCUCUGUUCGCUUUUGUUUGUUUUUAAUCAGCUUUGCACAGAGAAAGGUACAAACGUCACUUGCCAGUUCAUUAGGAACACUAGUGAAAACUAAUGCUUUCUCAUACAACAGUCCUGCUCUGAAUUGUAGUUUCAUGAAGGUCAAGGUAUUCAGCAUAAAAUAACCAAGGCUGUUUAUUUAGGAGGCUGAGGUUUAUAAUACUAUUGAAUUGUUUUGUGUUCCUAUUAUUUUGGCAGUCAGUGGAUUAGGCUAAAAACCAGAAGCACUUUUAAUUGAGUCAAGUUUAACAAACGCCACAAACAAACAUCAUGAACAUUAGAAGAGUUGUGAAAGAGGAUUUAGUGCAGGACUGUUUACUAUUAGGAUGGCUUCAUAUUUCACUAAUAUACCUAAUGAACUGGAAAGUGAGUUACAGUGUAGAUACAGUGUAAGCGGCUAAUUGACAAAACCAAAAUGGAAAGUAAAGUAAUAGAUGAGCAGCUGUUAUAAAGGAGCGUUGAGGUUUAGCCUAGAGUCUUAACAGUGGAGGAUUGGACGUUUAAUUUAAAUGUCGCCAUCAUUUAUCGAUCUCUGGCCGACCCUUUAACAGCGGAGGCCGUGUUGUCAGCUUGUGUCUGCAGGUUGUUUGGGAUCUGACUGACUGUGUAAUCUCACCCGUUAGCCAUAACCUUCACGCCCUUCAAUCACAAACCCCUUUUUUAAAAAAAUGAAUAAAUUAAGAAAACAUUUCACCCAGCAGGAACUGGGAGCUGGACGCCACGCUCGCUUUUUUUUUCUUUUCAGCCUCUUGGUGGAACUCAGAAGUAUGUUUUUGAAUUUCACGCACAGAUUUUAUUUUAUUACGCUUGCGAGGCGAAGGGUCGGACACAGCUGUUUCCACCAGCGGCUGAAAAGGGGCGAGCGGCGGCGGCGGCGGCAGCAGGAAGGGCUUCUAGACGUUUUCCCCUAAAGUCUGUUAAUGUUUCAGAGAAGCUCCACUGAGACGCCCACUCUGCCUCAUUCAAUGACCUCCUCACACACACUUUUGUUCUUGUAAGAUAAAUGAAUAAAAUAAUAUAUUCAGAUACCUAUAUAACAUUUAAGACAAAAAAUGUAUAGAAUCCUUGAAUAGUGGCUCUCUUAAUUAGUCACCAAAAAGUUUUUUAAUUUCUUUCUUUAUGUUGUUAAUUUCAGAAAAUACCUAUAUUUUACAACCUGUUGAGGUUUGUUUCUUUGUUUUUUUUUGUUUCUUUGUUUUUGUUUUUUUAAAUAGAGAAGCAGGGUGUCCUGUUUUGAUGCUGCAGUGGUUUUUCCCAUUCGAAUGCGAUCAUUACUUAUUUAUUUUGUUGCUGAAUUAAAAAAAGAAAAAGAAAAAAAAGAAUCCAGACAAUUCAAAUGCCACAGGAUAAUCAGUGUUUGUGAGGUGGAGAGGACAGAGAGAGGUUCGAGCUGUCGCUAAGACGACGGUCAUUUCAGGAGGUUUGGGCCAAUCACACGUGUGGAUGUGAUGAUUUCCUGGUUACGAGUCCGUAGCCAGUGAGACGUCUAUGCACUGAGAGAACAGUGGCACAAAACAAGCAGCCUGAACCUAAAUUAAAAGACCCGCCCCGACACGUUAACAUUACUCCAUCUACAAACACUACCUCUACUUUGUACACACACUCUCACCACACGCUGAGCUUCUGGUUGCUUUCCUUUGAGGACGGCCUUUGUUGUUGUUUUCCCGUUGACCAGCUGGAAUACUAAAGGUACAGCACCCUGACUUUUUUUUUUUCCCCCGAGACUGCCAGUUCCUCAUCAAAGCUUCGACUAUCAGAAGAAACGCUCAAACUUGUGAGUGGCGGCAGGAUUCUUUGAGUGUGGCGUGUGUGCAGUGGUGGUGAGGAAGGACAACGAGGCUUGAAGUGUUGGGUUUGUUUGUUUUUUUUCCUUCUUCUCCCUCCUGGAAGAAGUGGCGGACGUGUUUUAAUUUGUACAGCUCGACCUUUAGCUUGUCCCUCUUCGAUGAGGCGCUGUAAACGUAAUAUUUACAAAUCGUUUUGAGGAGCGUUGCCGUGGAGACGGCCCCGAUCAGCGUCACUUUGAUGCAGAUGGUGAUAAACAGGAAAUUUCUGAUUUUAUGCAGACCACAAAGUGUCCACACUCAGCUUGCCAGUUCAUUAGGUACACUAGUACUAGUGAGAAGUGUGUGCUUAUGUCACAGAGCUGUUGAUUCAUCGGUUUCAUCUUGGAGGCUGUGGUACUGAUGAAUUGUUUUGCGUUUCAUCAUCGUGUUUCGUCAUUUGGCUAGCCUAAAUAACACAAAUCUGUUUUUGUUUAAUCCGGUGUGGUUUCUGUGUUGCCCAAAACGAUCACAGUUGAGGUUCUGAUGCUGUUGUAACUUCAACUGAAGAUCGUUACAGUCAUGAAGGAGGGUUUAGUGCAGGUUGUGUUAGCAUGAAUUAUUUCCCACUAGUGUACCUAAUAAAGUGGACAGUGAGUUUAUAAAAGGCUAAAGUAAGUGCGUGUAACGUCCUUUUAUAAGUCCUCAUUCUCUCUUUUCACCACCGUCACAGGCAUGGCAUGCACCGAGUUCGUCUUAGUUCAACAAAUCCAUGAAUGUGAAAUGAUUAAAACAAGAAACUUUUUUUUUUUUUUGCACACAACUUUAAGUAGACACUGCCACAGAGUGCAUCACAAUAAAGCUGAGACUUUUCAUUGUUGUAACGAGUGUUUAAGGCUGGUUGUGUGUUGGAGGACACUCAGCUAACACACAUGUAGAUUUGUUUCCUUUUCCAAAAAAAGUUCUCUUGCAUAUUCUUCUUCACUCACACUCUGCAUCGCUGCGACGGCCCAGUAAUCACUUGUGUGUGUGUGUGUGUGUGUGUGUGUGUGUGUGUGCGAGCGUUUGUGUGAAUGCAUCAAAGCAUUGGCGUGAUUGUGUGUGUCUCUCCUGGUGGAGACUGGUGCCAAGCAGUUUUAUUACGGGUCUCUCACAAAGGGAUCACUCAUGCUUUCUUUUUUUUGUUUCUCUCCUCCCCACCUUCUGUUUGAUAAGCACUUUGAACCUUCUCACGUCUGUACGAGGAGUGUGUAGCUGUACAUAGCAACUUCCUGUAAACGACAAGUGCUCCUUGUUCGGUCUGAAUAUUUUGUUUUUGUUGGAUUUUACUUUAAAAGAGCAUUAUGUUGUUGUAGAAUUAAAGGAGAAAUAAACUAGAUAAACCCAC
Messenger RNA from Mugil cephalus (flathead mullet), 8455 nucleotides. RefSeq names its product myotubularin related protein 3 (gene mtmr3). Gene Ontology annotation, biological process: regulation of autophagy; dephosphorylation. Bases 321 to 4067 code for a protein of 1248 amino acids. The transcript is spliced from 22 exons. The record is from RefSeq and is a predicted model, not a curated record. Gene Ontology annotation, molecular function: phosphatidylinositol-3,5-bisphosphate 3-phosphatase activity; metal ion binding; protein phosphatase binding. NCBI's taxonomy places the organism in Eukaryota, Metazoa, Chordata, Actinopteri, Mugiliformes, Mugilidae.